Sphaeramia orbicularis (orbiculate cardinalfish) is the source of this 2901-nucleotide messenger RNA. Its product is annotated as RNA helicase Mov10l1-like. Gene Ontology annotation, molecular function: helicase activity. The record is from RefSeq and is a predicted model, not a curated record. Lineage: Eukaryota; Metazoa; Chordata; Actinopteri; Kurtiformes; Apogonidae.
AUGUGGAUGAUGUCCAAACUGAUUUCUCCAUUGUGGAGAACAGUUGAGGUGGAUGGAGACGACAUUUACCCCAAAGGAACAGGUCGAGAAAGUGCAGACGCUUGGGAGAAUGGAGGAAAAUCCUCAACAGAAGCGGACUCAUUGCAGCUUCGGCCUCUAAUUGGCACAAUUACAGCAUUUGAUAGAGAUGGAGGCUACAUUAACAGCAACACCUAUUUCUCAUGCCACAGUCUUUUGGAAGGUUAUGAGCCAAUGAAAGGAGACUGGGUCCAGGCAGAAUAUUUUAUCAAUCCAUGCAACUAUGCCACCCAAGCUAAAUCUGUGGCUCCCUUACGCUAUUGUCGCUUAGACAAGGUGCAUGUGACAAGUUUGAAUGGUAACAUGGGAGUGGUGGAUGACAGUGUUUUCUUCAGCCUGGACUCUGUCCUUCUGCCUGCUAACUAUCAACCUUUGCAAGGCCACUUGGUUAAUGUGGUAAUGGUAGGUAGUCAGUCUUUUUACAGCUGGCGGGCUCUGUGCAUGGCGCCCUGCCAUCAGAGUGUGAACUUUGCUGAUAAGCCUCAUCCAGAAGCUGAACUCAAGUGCAUUUUGGACAAAGGAGGGCUGGAUGUAACCGACUAUGGCUGUUUUGGGGACUUAAUGAUUGGGGAGAAAAGAGAGCUGGUGCUCUGGAUUCAGGUCAAAACCACUGUCGCUAAUCAAGAGGUUUUGCAGGAAAACUGCUCAGUGUCUGAGGCUGCUAUUGGGUCAUGUGCAAAAGAAGAAGAUGAUGAAAUGCUGAAGGAGGCUACCCACUUCCAUGGUGUAAGAAGAGAAGAAAGCAAGUUGGAUAUUCCUCCAGGAGAGAGAUUGUCCGUUGCUGUUGCCUGCCAAUCAAAGCGCCUUGAGGUCACAGUAAGAAGCAAAGUGGAGGAGCUGCUGAAGCCCUCUUUUCCUUAUAGUCCACUGAUGCCCAAACCAUUCCCACCAGUGUCUGCUUAUGAUCACGUAAUCACUGUCCCUGCACCAAGAGAUGCACCAAGGUUGCUGUCGCCGUCUAACUUGCAUUCGCGUUUUUCCACCCUUCUGUGGCUUGAGGAGUUGCAUGCAGAGCAGGAGGUGAAAGAAUUCACAAUCUAUGGAGCCAGUCUCAGAAAAGGAGCCACCUACCUGCACUUAGAGGUUCUAGGUUUGGCUGAACACAGACCCAGUCUUUUCCCAGGUGACAGAGUAGUGUUAAAGAAACCACAGAGUGAUGGUGUGGUAGUGAAGUACAUUAGUUAUGUCACAGAGAUCAAUAAUGAGGAUGUGAGUCUUAAAGUACACUCAGAAUUCCAGCGCAGCUACCUUGGAGAGCCACUAGAUGUUGAGUUUUCUUACAACAGAUUGACCGCACGGCACUGUCACUUUGCGCUUGAACAGGCUAAGCAGUUUAGAGACGGACAAGAUCCUGGAUACAAGCGGAUGGAGAAUGCCGUCCAAACCGCUGCCCAGCAAGGACACUUCUUUAACCCCUAUCUCAACCCCUCUCAGAAAGAGGCAGUGAAAAGAAUCUUAGUGGGAGAGUGUCGGCCAACCCCUUAUGUAUUGUUUGGACCCCCAGGCACUGGAAAGACCAUCACCCUUAUUGAGGCCAUACUACAGGUGUACAUACACACAAAACGCUACAGUAUGAAGUCGGAACUUGUUUGCACUCCAUCCAACAGCGCUGCUGACCUCAUCUGCAUCCGUCUACAUCACAGUGGUUUCUUGGGUGCAGCAAGUUUGGCUCGUGUCAAUGCAUCCUGUAGGCAUGAAGAGUCCAUCCCAGAAGUGUUGAGACCCUACUCGAGUGCAGGAGAAGAUGUUCGUCAUGCUGCGUUUCACAGGAUUGUAGUCAGCACCUGUGCCAGUGCUAGCAUGUUCAACAAAAUAGGACUACAAGUGGGCCAUUUUUCCCAUCUUUUCCUGGAUGAAGCUGGGCAGGCCACAGAACCGGAGUCCCUGAUCCCGAUAAGUCUUAUGUCAGAGAAAGAUGGACAGAUUGUGUUGGCUGGAGAUCCCUGUCAGUUGGGUCCAGUAGUGAAAUCAAAGCUGGCAGCUGCCUUUGGUCUGGGUGUUUCCCUGUUGGAGAGGCUGAUGGCCAACCCACUGUACUCUAGACACGACUGGGGAUACAACCCUAAACUGGUGACCAAACUGUUAUACAACUACCGUUCUCACGAAGCCUUGAUUGCGCUGUCGUCCAAGCUCUUCUACCAUGGUGAACUGUGUGUGAAAGCACCCAGGGCUGUUGUGGACUCCCUGUGUCAAUGGAAAACCCUGCCUAAAAAAGGCUUCCCACUUCUUUUUCAUGGAGUCAGGGGCACAGAAAUGAGGGAAGGAAACAACCCAUCAUGGUUCAACCCAGUGGAAGCAGUGCAGGUCAUGCUCUACUGCUGCCAGCUGGCAAAGAAGCUUUACAACCCUGUGGAUACCUCUGACAUUGGCAUUAUUACCCCCUACAGGAAACAAUGUGAGAAGAUUCGUUUGCUGGGUAAGGUGGGCCUCUCUGACAUUAAAGUGGGCUCUGUGGAAGAGUUCCAAGGACAGGAGUUCCUGGUCAUUAUCUUGUCUACAGUGCGUUCAAAUGAAUCGGUGGAUAAUAAUGACUUGCAAAGUGUUCUCGGCUUUCUGGCCAAUCCCAAGCGCUUCAACGUGGCAAUCACUCGUCCCAAAGCCCUGCUUUUAAUAGUUGGAAACCCCCACAUUCUCAUCAAGGACGCAUGUUUCAGGGCACUACUGCAGUAUUGUUUCAUCAAUGGGGGAUAUCUGGGCUGUGACCCCCCUCCCUCCCUCAGAGACUCUCAAAGCAGCACCAUCAAGGACCACAAAAGCCUAGAGGAAGCUGAAGAGAGCCUGCCGGUGGAUUUACCCCAGCAUUUCCAUGAGGCUGACCCUUAG